AUGGGCACUUCAAGAAGCACACUGAUAUCCUAUGGCGAACAGGUUGCUGAUUAUUUUUUGUUUAAUCCAAUUGCAGCAAGGCAAGAGAUGGCUGCUGCAGGCAUCCCUAAGAAACUGGCUUCAACAAUUGGUAUUGUUGUUGAUCAUCCUUGCAGGAAUCGGUUACUUGAGGGGCUUCAAGCUGAUGUCUUGAAAACCUACAAGGCCAAUUUCAUUAGUUGUCUUAAUCAAGCAACUCAAGUUCAUGGUGCCUACAUGCCUGUUGCGUGUGAGAAGCCAUCUGUAGAUCUUAUCAAGAUUACCAAGGAGAUGAAGCCAUUCAAUGCCUAUAGCAAGCUACGUGUGGAGCGGGCGAAUGAGAAUCACAUUGGUGCUAGGAUGAAGAGCGCUGCCCUCAAAUUGCAAUUCCUUUUUGUUGUUCUAAUAAUAAUAUGCUCUACUCUUUAA
Molecule: messenger RNA, 447 nt
Organism: Solanum verrucosum
Lineage: Eukaryota; Viridiplantae; Streptophyta; Magnoliopsida; Solanales; Solanaceae
Product: 60S ribosomal protein L13-like
Exons: 4
Coding region: 1-447 (148 amino acids)
Biological process (GO): translation
Cellular component (GO): ribosome; cytosolic large ribosomal subunit
Molecular function (GO): structural constituent of ribosome; RNA binding
Source: RefSeq, a predicted model, not a curated record